CCGAUGAUUUUUCUACCUCUCCCAGCAUCUUCAGUGCACCAUCCAGGCCUUACAAGAUGAGCUCAGGAUCCAGCGAGAUCUCAAUCAGCUCUUCCAAUCCGAUUACUCUGAGUCGGGUCGACUUGGAGCCCAGCCCAUUCCCCCUCAGGAGAUGACCGAAGACAACUUCCUCCGUCUCCACAGCGAGUUCGAGCGGCAGGCCAAGGAGCUCUUCCUCCUGAGGAAGACGGUGGAAGAAAUGGAGCUGAGGAUAGACACACAGAAACACACCCUGACCGCCAGGGAUGAGUCAAUAAAGAAGUUACUGGAGAUGUUGCAGAGUAAAGGUCUGUCAUCGCGGGCGGCGGAGGAGGACCACGAGCGAACGAGGCGACUGGCUGACGCAGAGAUGACCAUCCACCAACUGGAGGGGCUGCUGGAGCAGAAAGACAAGGAGAUGCUUCAGCUCAGAGAGGAGCUGCACAGGAGAUAUGAAGCAGCUCCAGAAUCAACGAAGACCAAGGCCCUGCAGACUGUUAUCGAAAUGAAGGAUGCAAAGAUCAGCUCUAUGGAGCGCGGCAUGAGGGAGCUGGAGGAGGAGGUGAUGAUGCUGAAGUCCAACGGAGCUCUGAGCAGCGAGGAGAGGGAGGAGGAGAUCAAACAGAUGGAGGUCUACAGAUCCCACUCCAAGUUUAUGAAGAACAAGGUGGAACAGCUAAAGGAAGAGCUAACUCACAGCCAAUCAGAGAAGGAGGAGCUGAAGCAACGAGCCAAUGAGCUCCAGCAGGAGGUGUCUGCAAUGGAGCAGGCAAAGCAGGAGCUGAGUCGUAAAGACAGCGAGCUGCUGGCUCUCAGGACCAAACUGGAAACUUUAAACAAUCAGUUUUCUGACAGCAAACAGCAUGUGGACGUACUCAAAGAGUCACUCACCGCCAAGGAGCAGAGAGCUGCCAUACUUCAGACCGAGGUGGAUGCUCUGCGUCUCCGUCUGGAAGAAAAGGAGUCUCUCCUCUCAAAAAAGAGUCAGCAGAUCUCGGAGCUGACGGAGGAGAAAAGCACUCAGCAAGGAGAGAUCACUGAUCUCAAAGACAUGCUGGAUGUUAAGGAGCGCAAAGUUAAUGUGCUACAGAAAAAGAUAGAGAACCUCCAGGAUCAGCUGCGGGAUAAGGAAAAACAGCUGAGCGGCCUGAAAGACAGAGUCAAGUCUUUGCAGACGGACACGUCCAACACCGACACCGCGCUGGGAACGCUGGAGGAAGCUCUGGCUGAGAAGGAGCGGAUAAUAGAGCGACUGAAGGAGCAGCGAGAAAAGGAGGAGAGAGAAAAGGGAGAUGAGAUGGAGACCAGUAAGAAGGAGCUGAAGGAGCUGAGAGAAAAGGUCUCUCAGCUGCAGGCUGAACUGGCUGAUCGGGAGACCUCGGUGUUGGAUCUGAAAGAAAAGGCCUCCUCACUUGCAUCCUCAACUCUAAAGAAGGAAAACAGGCUGAAGAAUCUAGAAAUCAAUCUGGAACAGAAGAAGGAAGAGUGCAUCAAACUGGAGAACCAGCUCAAAAAGGCUCAAAGUGCAGCGGCAGAGUCCCAGGCCAACACUGAACUUACUGAACGCAUCUCGUCCCUGGAGCAGGAAGUGACCCGGUGCAGAGAGGAGGCUGGGAAGGCACAGUCGGAGGUGGAGCGACUUCUGGAGAUCCUUAGGGAGAUGGAGAAUGAAAAGAACGACAAGGAGAAAAAGAUCCAUGAGUUGGAGAGUCUUGCCUCAAGACAAAUUAAGGACCAGUCGAAGAAGGUGGCUAACAUGAAACACAAGGAGCAAGUGGAAAAGAACAGAAACGCCCAGCUGAUGGAGGAGGCCAAGAAGAGGGAAGACAAUCUCAACGAAAGUUCUCAGCAGAUAAAGGAUUCUCUGCGACAGAAGGAGGAGCGCAUUGAGGAGCUGGAGGAGGCACUGAGGGAAAGUGUUCAGAUCACAGCAGAGCGGGAGGUGGUGUUGGCCCAGGAGGAGCACGCACGCUCACAUGCUGAGAAGCAGCUGUCUCACAUUCCAAUUCAUGAGUUCACCACAAGCGGAUUUAGAUGGUCGAAGGUGGAGGACCUACUGGUUGCCAUGGAAAAGGUGAAACAGGAACUGGAGGUGAUGAAAGCCAAGCUGUCGUCGACCCAGCUCUCAUUGGCUGAGAAGGAAGGCCAUCUGACUGCCCUGCGAGCCGAGAGGCGGAAGCACCUGGAGGAGGUCCUUGAGAUGAAGCAAGAAGCGCUGCUGGCUGCCAUAAGCGAGAAGGAUGCCAACAUCGCCCUGCUGGAGCUCUCCUCAUCCAAAAAGAAGAGAACGCAGGAAGAGGUGGCAGCCCUGAAGAGGGAGAAGGAUAGCCUGGUUCAGCAGCUCAAACAGCAGACACAGAACAGGAUGAAGCUGAUGGCGGACAAUUAUGAGGACGACCAUCUGAAGGUGGCUUCCCCAAACUCUGACCAGCCCAACAAUCACAAGCCCUCUCCGGACCAGAUUCUCUCUCCUCUCCUGGACCUGCAUCAGAACCGCAAUAAACUGAAGCUGUACAUAAGUCACCUGACCUCUCUGUGUCAGGAGCGAGAUCCAAUCAUAUUGCAGGACUUUGCCCCGCCCCCAGCUUAUCACCGCUCUGACUCCGCCUCUUGGCACACGCAGCUGCACAGCAUGACGGAGGAGCAGUUGGAGGCGGAGUUAGCACUGUGUGAGAGGGAGGGGGCGGAGCUCCAGGAGUAUGCCAAUCAGGUCCUGCAGCAGAUCGCCGACCGAUGCCCGGACAUUUUGGAACAAGUCGUCAACGCCUUGGAGGACAGCUGCUGACUUUGCACACACACACACACGCACACACUCAGAGUGAGACUGAGUUCACACUCAUUUGCAUGCAAAAUUAAAAAAAGAAAAAGGAAAAAUUGAGCGUGCACACACAAAAAGAAUCACACAUCUCCUGCAAGCUGCCACAAUCUUCCUGAAGCAGAAUGAUCAUCAUUGUUGGAGAUGUUCUCUGUGCUUUAGUUUACGAAGACUUUUGGUACACUUUAUGAGAGAAAAAUACAUUUCCAUUGCCAGCUGAAGGAAAUGGUGUUCCUUGGUCAGUCUAAAGUGCUUAAUUGGCAGAUUCAAUCAGAAUAGAUAUAUUUUUCUAACUCUUCUUAGAAAGAAAGCACCUGACCAUCUGUUCCACUCACCAUAAGUCCUGGCAGGCUGCGGUUCCACUGUGGGAAAACGUUUUCAACCUGAGACUGAAGCUUCAUAAAAUGAUCCAGGCUGUUUCUGAUGCUAGACUUGCACGUUUUUGCCACAUUUUUAUGAUUAGUUGAAGUAUUUUUAUUUCAGCUGCCUUUUGCUCUUUGCAUCAUUUGCUGCUAUAAUGUUUUUUUUUUUCUUUUUAACAUUUAGGCCUUUUUUGUUUUGAUUAGAAAGUCCUUAAAUUCCUCAGUACCUCCUUCACCUACAGGCACCUUGGAAAGGAUUGAUAAAGAGCUUCAAAAGUGUAUUUUUACAGCAGGAUAAUUAUUUUUAGCUCUGCUGUUCAUAGUUAGUACUUUGUACAGCCUUCUUUUGCCCAUUCGACAGCUUUUGGUCUUUAUAUCACAAACUCAGAGCAGAUGCAGUGAGAUAUUGGAUCAUAUAUCUUUACACAGUCUCUCUAUGUCGCCCAUUUGUCCUUAUGGUGGUUAUUUCCCAAAUGUUUGAGUUUAUUAUCCUGUUAAAAUUUAUUUUUUCUACCACACUCUGAUUUACAAUGUUUCAGUAUUACCUGGCAUUUGUGAUGCCCUGCAGUCUAACUUUAAUUUUAAACAUUAAAAUCAGCCUCUUUUAAUACUGAAAAUUUAAGGCAAAAAUGAACAAUUGUAUCUGUUAAUUUUUAAAAUUAAAACACGCCUUAUUAAAAUGUCAUGUUUUCCUCUCAUAGUAGAUGAGAGAAACCCGCCUCCGUUUCAUUUCAUGUUUAGACCCAAAUGGAAAAAGAAGUAGGUUAAUAACUAACUAAAAGUUUUAAAGACACAUUUAGGAAGUAAAAUAUCAGCAAAAAAAAAUUUAGCUGCAUUUUGUUUCCAGGUAACAUUAAUAUUCUUUUAAAUUUUUUCUCCUUCUUAAUAGAUGUAAUAAAAAAAUAAAAAAAACGCUUCGCCCA
This is a messenger RNA of Cyprinodon variegatus (sheepshead minnow), 4118 nucleotides long. Its product is annotated as ELKS/Rab6-interacting/CAST family member 1-like. The transcript is spliced from 20 exons. The record is from RefSeq and is a predicted model, not a curated record. Bases 152 to 2803 code for a protein of 883 amino acids. Gene Ontology annotation, cellular component: cytoskeleton of presynaptic active zone. Gene Ontology annotation, biological process: neuromuscular synaptic transmission; regulation of synaptic plasticity; maintenance of presynaptic active zone structure. NCBI's taxonomy places the organism in Eukaryota, Metazoa, Chordata, Actinopteri, Cyprinodontiformes, Cyprinodontidae. Gene Ontology annotation, molecular function: structural constituent of presynaptic active zone.